This is a messenger RNA of Tricharina praecox, 2281 nucleotides long. RefSeq names its product flavin-containing monooxygenase. The record is from RefSeq and is a predicted model, not a curated record. Lineage: Eukaryota; Fungi; Ascomycota; Pezizomycetes; Pezizales; Pyronemataceae. The coding region runs from base 464 to 2281 and encodes 605 amino acids. Gene Ontology annotation, molecular function: flavin adenine dinucleotide binding; monooxygenase activity. The transcript is spliced from 5 exons.
ACCGUACUUCCCCGGACUCUCCCCGAACCCCGCACUACCCCACACUCUCCUCCUACCUACCGAAGCUAGUACCCGGAGCAUACGAGCUCCGCGAUGUCAUCUCAGCACCAAACUCGUGAUGUCGAUGAGCUCCGGGCAGAUGGAUAUGCGCGACGCAAGCGCACAAGAGCUGCAGCAGGUAUCUCUCAAUCUGAUUGCGAUAUUGGGCUCGGAUCGCUUCCAGAGCUGCGUGUGUAUCAAAUCGUAGUACCACAUGCGUCUCGGGCUCGUGAAAGAAACACCUAUCCCCUCUUCUGCAACCGUGGUCAGUCAGUAGUUAGCCCCCAUGGAGAGGGUCUCACGGCAGGUAUAUAAACCUCUGGCAAUCGCCUGCCUAUCUCUUGCCUCAUCUCAUCGCUUCUCAUCUCAUCUUCUCAUCUAGUAAAGUCUUCCGCGCAUCACCAUCACUAUCAGCAUCACAAUCAUGGCUCCCGCAGUUUCGCUCACACCUGCAACCCUCCCCAAGCCCAGACCAGCACCCACAGACGUAUCCACUCCAAUCGAUGCCUGGAUCUCAUCCUUCGCCACAUAUCUCAAGACCCCCGACUCGAAAUCAGUCUCCUCCCUCUUCCUCGCUGAUGGCUUCUGGCGCGAUCACCUCUGCCUGUCCUGGGACUACAAGACCGCAGAGACCCCAGCCAAGAUCCACGAGCUCCUCUCCUCUGGCCGCAUCACAUCCAUCUCCCUUUCGCGCAGCCACGCCGUCACAGCCACGCCGGUCGACUUCGCAGGUCAGGUCCCAGCGAUCACGGCUUUCGUCGAUGUCAAGACUACUAUGGGGAAUGGCCAGGGUAUAGUCAAGCUGCUCGAGGACCUUGAUGGCGAGGGCAAGGGCGUGUGGAAGGCAUACACUAUGUUCACUGCUCUCAAGGAACUCGAUAAGUUCCCUGAGAGAGUGGGGAGGAACCGGCCGGUCGGUGUCAGCCAUGGGGCCAACAAGACACGGCGGAAUUGGAAGGAGAGGAGAGCUGAUGAGGUUGAGUUCGUGGAUAGUCAGCCUGUCGUGCUGAUCGUUGGUGCUGGGCAGGGUGGCCUGGUUGCUGCAGCUAGGCUAAAGAUGAUCGGCAUCCAAGCCCUCAUAAUCGAUAAGAAUGAGCGGGUAGGAGACAACUGGAGAAAGCGGUAUCACCAGCUGGUCCUUCACGAUCCCGUCAAUUACGAUCACCUGCCAUACAUCAACUUCCCCACAUGCUGGCCGAAAUUCACGCCCAAAGACAAGCUCGGGGACUGGUUUGAAUCCUACGCAUCAUCGCUAGAACUCAAUGUCUGGACCUCUUCCACAAUUGCCGACUCCUCCUGGGACCCCAAAACCAAUACCUGGAGCGUCACCGUCACCCGCCCCUCCGGCACUCGUGUGCUACAGCCGCGCCAUCUCAUCAUCGCCACCGGCCACUCCGGCGAGCCAAACAUGCCCACAUUCCCGGGAAUGGACACGUUCAAGGGAGACGUGCUGUGCCAUUCCUCUGGGUUCCCCGGAGCGAAGAUGGAAGGUGGUGAGAAGAGGAAAGCUGUGGUGGUGGGCUGCUGCAAUAGUGGCCAUGAUAUUGCCCAGGAUUAUUACGAAAAGGGAUAUGAUGUUACCAUCGUCCAGCGGAGCACCACAUAUGUUAUGACCUCGGAGAAUGGGCUGGAUGUCCUCCUCAAAGGGCUCUACGAUGAAGAUGGGCCCGCAUCUGUUGAAGACGCAGACAUGAUCCUCAUGUCCUCCCCCGUCCGUGUGUUUAAGCGAAAUCAGAUCGCCGUCACCGAAGCGAUCGACAAGCGGGAUAAGCACAUCAACGAUGCCCUUGUCGCAGCCGGGUUCAAACUCGACAAGGGGCCUCACGGCUGCGGAUUCUUUAUGAAAUAUAUGGAGCGCGGAGGCGGCUACUAUCUCGACGUCGGCGCAUCCGCCCUCAUCGGCUCGGGCGCGAUCAAACUCAAGCAGGGCCACGAAAUCACCAAGAUCGUUCCCGACGGCGUGGAAUUCGACGACGGCAGCAAGCUCGCGGCCGACGAGAUCGUGUUCGCGACCGGAUACGCGAACAUGAAGACCACUGCCGCCAAGAUCCUUGGUGAGGAUGCAGUAAAGGGUGUGGAGGAUGUUUGGGGCAUUGGAGAGGACACGGGCGAGCUCAGGGGAAUGUGGAAGAGGGUUGGAGAGAGGAACCUUUACUUCAUGGGUGGUAAUCUGGGCUUUACUAGGUGGUUCUCGAGAGGCCUCGCAUUGGGCAUUGCGGCGAGUGAGGGUGGGUUGAUGUAG